This is a messenger RNA of Paralichthys olivaceus (Japanese flounder), 4057 nucleotides long. NCBI's taxonomy places the organism in Eukaryota, Metazoa, Chordata, Actinopteri, Pleuronectiformes, Paralichthyidae. The record is from RefSeq and is a predicted model, not a curated record.
AUGCCCUCCCGCUGCAGGAACACGCUGAACAUCGUGGUGACCACCCUUUUCGCUGCGGUGGUCCUCUUCACCAUCCUGCUCGCCUACGUCACAGGCUACCAGUUCAUCCACACUGAGCAGCACCACCUUUCCUUUGGCCUCUACGGUGCCUUCCUCUCCCUCCACCUCUUCCUUCAGAGCCUCUUCGCCUUCCUGGAGCAUCGGAGGAUGAGGAGCCCCGCUCGGCCUCAGCACCUCCGCCGCUCCGUGGCCCUCUGCAUCGCGGCCUUCCAGGAGGACCCGGACUACCUGAGGAAGUGCCUGCGCAGCAUCCGUCGGAUCUCCUUCCCCGGCCUGAAGGUGGUGCUGGUGGUGGAUGGGAACCGGCCCGAGGACCGCUACAUGAUGGACAUUUUCCAGGAGGUGAUGGGGGGUGCCGACCAGGCGGGCAGUCUGGUGUGGAAGGGCAACUACCACAGCGAUGGGAGCGGAGGAGGAGGCGUCAGCGGCGGAGGGAGAAGCACGGUGCACAUGGAGGAGGCGGCACGAGUCGCUCGGCUGGUCAGAGGCUGUCGAUACUCCUGCGUCAUGCAGGAGUGGGGGGGGAAACGAGAGGUGAUGUACACGGCCUUUAAAGCCCUGGGAGACAGUGUGGACUACGUGCAGGUGUGUGACUCCGACACAGUCUUGGAUCCAGCCUGUACCAUAGAAAUGCUGAAGAUCCUCGAGGAAGAUGCGAUGGUGGGAGGAGUUGGUGGAGACGUGCAGAUCCUCAACAAGUACGACUCGUGGAUCUCCUUCCUCAGCAGCGUGCGCUACUGGAUGGCCUUCAACAUAGAGCGAGCCUGCCAGUCCUACUUCGGAUGUGUCCAGUGCAUCAGCGGCCCCCUGGGGAUGUACAGGAACUCUUUGCUCCAGCGCUUCCUGGAGCCCUGGUACCACCAGACCUUCCUCGGCUCCAAGUGCAGCUUCGGCGACGACCGCCAUCUCACCAACCGGGUGCUCAGCUUCGGCUACAAGACGAAAUUCACGGCGCGGUCGCAGUGCCAGACUGAGACGCCAACACAGUAUCUGCGUUGGCUCAACCAGCAGACUCGAUGGAGCAAGUCCUACUUCCGCGAGUGGCUCUACAACGCCCUGUGGUUCCACAAGCACAGCCUCUGGAUGACCUACGAGUCUGUGGUCACCGGGUUCUUCCCCUUCUUCCUGGUCGCCACCGUCAUCCAUCUCUUCUACCGCGGACGGCUCUGGAACAUCCUGCUCUUUUUAUUGACGGUGCAGCUGGUCGGGAUGGUGAAGGCCACCUACGCCUGUUUCCUGCGCGGCAGCCUGGUCAUGAUCUUCAUGUCGCUCUACUCUCUGGUCUACAUGUCCAGCUUGCUCCCUGCCAAAAUAUUUGCCCUGCUCACCAUCAACAAGGCGGGAUGGGGCACCUCAGGGCGCAGGAAGAUCGUUGUCAAUCUCAUUGGCGCCGUGCCCGUCACAGUGUGGGCGAUGGUGCUGCUCGGAGGUGUGGUGUACACCGUCUACUGCGAAACACAGGAGCCAUUCAGUGAGACAGAGAAAGCCUUGUUGAUAACAGGGACGAUACUCUACGCCUGCUACUGGAUCAUUCUGCUGGUGCUCUACCUCGCCAUCGUAGCCAAACGCUGCAACAAGAGGGAGGAGCAGUAUCACCUGCCGUACGCGGAGGCAUAAACCCUUUACCCAGAGAGACUGGUGGGACCUCCGCACCACAUUUCACUGCAGUGUGAUCCCAGUGAGGUCACGUCGACCCCGUGCACUGCUGGAGCGAUGAGCUGUGGACCAGCCACCGUCACAGCUUCAUCACUGGUGCUAAAAAGGUGUGAAUCUCAAAUCUGAGCAGCAGGAAUCGAAUCGAUUGGUGGGAGACGGAGAGAUGAUGCACAGAGCGCUCCCACUCAUAUCAUCCUCAAUGGUGCUUCACUUUAAAAAAAAAAAAAAACCAAACGGACCUGAACCAGGUUAUAAAGUGAUCAUACAAUGCUCAGAAGAACAUGUAUGGGUGCAGGUUACCUGUGAUAGCAACCGAAGUGUGAAGCGUGGUGCUUUUAAUAAAUAUAAAGCAGGACAACGGACAAAAUAAGAGACAAAGAGGUUUUAGUUACUAGUUUUAAUGUUCUUCAUUUUAGAGAAGAUGGAAUAAAAUGUAAUAGAGCCACAUUAUAAACACAAUAAGUUCUCUUAGAUUAGUCCAGCAGCUCUUUCCCUGAUGGGAUGAUGGAACGUUCAGGCGUUGGCGUAGAGCCGGAAAGAGGAUAAAGUUUAAAGUCGCUGCGGAACCGAGAUCUGGUUUAGCGUAAAUUAAUAGAUGUGGAUUUUUCUCUCGAGGCAAACUUGUGUUGGUUUAAGUUAAAAACAUAUUAAAUGUACUUCAUGACAAAUCUUCACAAAACUACAGAGAUGAUCGGAGAGAAGAAAGAACUGAAGGCAAAUAUCGAGUUCAGGUUUUUACUGAUAAAAGCAAUAUUCUGCAUUGAAAGAGGCGGUGAGCGUUCUGUUGGAAUUACUCAGCAGCUAAAGUAAUGAGUUACACUUCUCAUCACUUUCAUAUCUCACAUGUGGCUUCCUUUAUAUAUAUCACAUGUCUGGAAACAGAAAGUGACGAGGAAUGAUGACGGAAACCCAUUUUCACCAGUUACUGUAAAGAAAGAUGUAAAACGAUGCUCCUCCGCUUCCUCCCAGAGCCAGAACAUCCAGGAUUCGAGCCCCGGAGGCAUCACUUGAAAACCGAGUCUGUGCCGAUACUCGUCCGAUCGAUAGUUUUCAUCUUCUGCUCAAAUAAAUCGCAUCAUUCUGCGUCACCGUCGAAUCCAGUUUCCACUUCCUGCUGCUGUCAAAAAAAAUGAAGCCAAAAUAUCUUACACAUGGGCGCUGCCAUUUUGCUCUAGUGAUGUCAUUUGUAGCCAGUGUCUGUGCCGGAGCGGAGGCCACGGUUUAGAGGGCGCGUUGUUACGUGAGUCAGUCUCAGCUGUCAAUCAUGACGCAUCACCACGUGCUAAUAUCAAAUCCAUCGCUGAGAAACAUUUAUUUGUACUUGUACGACUUUUUAUUUUAACAACAAGAUGGUUCGGCUUCACUUUUGGGAGCCGUUGUGUCGGCCAUCUUUAUUUACAGUCCGUGAUUUUAUCGUACAUGCAGACAUGCAAGUGUGAGACGUUCUGUCACUUCCUGGAGGCGUCGUGUAAAAACCUCCAUCAGCCGUGAACAGCACAAUCAUCACCGUGUUUUCGUGGAGCAGCUGGGAUUCACCCGACCAGACAAUCUGAAACGUUUCCAUGUGACCUGCAGGGGUAUUUUUGGUGCUGUUGAGCAGUGUCAAACCUGUAACUUAUUGCCGUUCAGGCGUGGUCAUCUUUCAGUUCACCAGAGGGGGGCGUAGUUUCAUUCUAGCGAAUUUGUCGUAACUGUAUAUGGUUGUUUUAUAUAUUGUAAAGUUGCCAAAUUCUGUUUCUGUGACAGUAAAGUUUUACUACUGGACUCUGUCGUCUCAGCUGGACGUUUGUACGAGCAGACUUCGUUCAUUCAUCGCAUCAACACGAGUAAAGACUGAAAACCAAAGACGAGAGAUUUGAUUCCACUGUUUUUACGAUGUUUUUAUUAUUUACCUUCACCAAACCAGUUAUUUAUCAUCAGCGUUUGUUUGUUUGUUUGUUUGUUUGUUCUUCGGCAGGAUUAGGGCUCAGUCACACACACAUGAAGCUGAAACUCGCCACAGGAAGUUUUGUUCCUCGCUCGCACAGAUCAGAAGCAAAGAGAAGCUGAAGGUUCAUCUCGGAAAAAUUCACGUAUGUGUGACCAGGCCUUUGUGCACAAGGACGCUGGAAGUAGGGCUGCAGCACCCCCUGCUGACACGUGUCUGUAUGACGUCUGUGAGUUUUAUCUGAUUUUACAUCAAACUCCGUUUUUAAAAAAAUCCAACGUGCGAGCAGCAUCAGCGUUAACGUCUGUGGACAUUUCCUGAAUUUGUGCCAUUAAAUAACUUUGACUUUGAGCGGGAUGUGUACGUUUAAACUUGAACUCUUCUCGAGGAAACACACUGUGCAUUAAAAGUUCA